UAUUUUUGUUGAGUUUUUGUCUCAGAUUUUCGGAAAUGGCGUCGCCGGCUGUCAAGAUUGGCGUCCUUGCGCUUCAAGGCGCCUUCAUCGAGCACAUCCACGUGCUCGGUCGCAUCGAAAAUGUCACUGCCGUCCAAAUCCGCACACCAGCGGAAGUCAACGAUCCCACACUGGACGCCCUCAUCAUUCCAGGCGGCGAAAGUACCACCAUGGGCCUUGUUGCAGAGCGGAGUGGCAUUGUCGAGCCACUCAGGCUAUGGGCACACCAAGGAGUGAAGCCAGUCUGGGGAACGUGUGCAGGCAUGAUUCUGCUGGCGAAUAGCGCACUGCAGAUGAAGAUUGGCGGCCAACCGUUGCUCGGUGGACUGGACGUUUGCGUUGAUCGCAACCACUUUGGCGCGCAGCUGCAGAGCUUUGAGAUGCCAGUAUCCAUCCCCGUGCUCGGCGAGGAGCCCUUCCAGGCAGUGUUCAUCCGCGCACCAGUGAUUGUCAGCCACAAGCCGAAUGUCACGGUGAUUGCCAAGCUUGAAAAGAAGAAUGCCGACGACGAGCACGAGCGGAUUAUUGCAGCCCGUCAGAGCAACCUUCUUGCCACGGCCUUCCAUCCCGAGCUUACUGGCGAUUCCCGAUUUCACCGAUACUUUGUCGAAAUGGUUCGCACUUCGAAGCUGGCUCGUCAGCAAACAGCAUCGUCGUAAAAGGGGCAUCCGAACGCGCAACGGUGCAGGCAAUUUUUCCCCAAUUUUGCCCUGUUGUGCCCUUGUAACAACAAUACAAAAGCUGUAAAACUCA
Capsaspora owczarzaki ATCC 30864 is the source of this 792-nucleotide messenger RNA. RefSeq names its product glutamine amidotransferase subunit pdxT. NCBI's taxonomy places the organism in Eukaryota, Filasterea, Ministeriida, Capsasporidae. Gene Ontology annotation, cellular component: glutaminase complex; cytosol. Gene Ontology annotation, biological process: pyridoxine metabolic process; pyridoxal 5'-phosphate biosynthetic process. The transcript is spliced from 4 exons. Gene Ontology annotation, molecular function: glutaminase activity. The coding region runs from base 36 to 698 and encodes 220 amino acids. The record is from RefSeq and is a predicted model, not a curated record.